AUGAAAGGCUAUUUUUCAUUAUUAGCGACAUCUUCUGACCGGUUAUCCUACUUUCGAGUUGCUUUGAUUGGUGAGAUUGGAUCUGAAAAAAACAACGUUCGUCGCGCAUACGUACAGCUUCUAUCAAACCAAAACAACGAUCUGGAAGCCCAGAAAGCUUCGAAAGACUCUGUUUUCGAACGCAUUGAUGUACUUGACUCAAAUGUCGUGACAGUGCAGGGAAUACAAAUUGAGCUCAUCACUGCUGAAAGAAUACAGGAUUUUGAACGAAUUCCGACAAUGAUUCGAUGUAGCCAUCUUGAUGCUAUCAUCAUUUUUUAUCACAUUGGUAGCCUAAGGCAAUUUGAAAGCAUUCAUCAGAAGUGGGUACCAACAGUGAGGCGUUUAUAUCGUGACACCCCUUUCAUCAUUUGUGCAACUGGAAUUGAAGCACGUUUACCACGAGAUGUGAGGCAAAUGAUGUUGCGUAGACAGCUUGGCGAUGUUGAAGUUGGAUAUCUUGUAUGCUACAUGAACUUUGACAAUUCAGUCUUAUUUUGGAAUUAUUUAGAUACAACGACAAGAUCACCAUAUGUACCCAGAAGCCAACUUAAGAAAUUAAUUCUUUCUUUAUACACACUAUUGAAAGAAUUCGAAAACAAGUCUGAUUUAAAAUAUCACAGAGCUGUAAACAAGGAUCCUCGACUUUAUCAAGCUCUCAUCACAACCAAAGUUGGCCAGAGUUUAUCAACAGAGCUUAGAGCAUCAUCCUACUGUGAAGUAUCCACGAAGACUUACGAAGGGAUUGAGGAUUUGUUUAACGAUGUCCUAUCAGCGAUAAUAGCUUCCCAACAGUCUAAAAUUUUCUUGACACGUAAUCGCGUUGGACGACCGCGACCCAAAGAUGCAUGCACACUUAUAAUAUGA
Thelazia callipaeda (thelaziosis nematode) is the source of this 906-nucleotide messenger RNA. Lineage: Eukaryota; Metazoa; Nematoda; Chromadorea; Rhabditida; Thelaziidae. The record is from the annotation of a GenBank genome assembly.